AUGGUCGAAAUCAAAUCCCGUGGCCAAAUCGCCCCGCUCGUCGUCUGUGCCGCAUUUAUUGUUAUCACGGUAGCUUCUGUUGUCCUGCGAGUUGCUGGGAGGCGGAUUAAGAAUAUUGCCCUCCAGGCGGAGGACUAUUUGAUUUUUGUUGCCUUGGUCUUUGUCCUUGGGCUAAUAACGUGCGAUAUUAUCGGGGUUACCCAUGGAGGUGUCGGCCGCCAUGCUGCAGAUAUUAUCGCCGAAGAUGGUCCCCAGGUUCUGGUGGCAUUCCUCAAGGACCUAGUGGCCAUUCAGAUGCUCUGGGCCACCAGUCUCAUGUUCAUCAAACUUUCUAUUCUCUGUUUCUACAUACGAAUCUUUAACGUUAAACCAUUCAUCAUGGCAUCGAUAGCGGUUGCAGUUCUCGUCGUCCUUUGGGCUCUCAGCGUCAUUUUAUGCGGCUUCUUAUUGUGCCGGCCCUUCGAAUACAACUGGGAUCAAUCCAUCGAGGGAUCUUGCGGAGACCAGAUCAAAUCCUACAUUAUUACGGGAGCUCUUAACAUUGUCACCGAUGCUCUUGUACUCGGGCUUCCGAUGCCCAUGAUCUGGAGGCUGAAGAUAAACUUGCGGAGCAAGAUUGCUCUGACAGGCAUCUUCACAAUUGGAUUUUUCAUCUUUAUCAUCAGUAUCAUCCGCCUGAAAUCCCUCAUCACGGUCUCCUACGAAGAUAUUACCUAUUCGGUUCCUGAUGCGCUUAUCUGGAGCAUGCUCGAGCCUUCCCUCGGCCUCACCCUUGCCUCGAUCCCCAUCAUGCGACCCGUCUUCUCCAAGAUCUUCCCAGACAAUACCCAGCAAGGAAACACUGGCCUCAGCAACACUAACCCGACCAGUAACAGCGGUUUGGCGCCGAAGAACUUCCAGCGCAUUGAUGAAUACCCCUUGGAUCCGAUGCGACCGGACUUUUCCGAGAACCGCACAUAUGUCACAGAGGGACGGGGCCCGUUUUAUGACAUGGAGAGUCAGAAGAGCUCACAGAGCGAGGCGGAGCUCGUUACGUCGAACAUAAAGGUCAAGCAGGAGUGGGAUGUGAGGCGAACUUGA
This is a messenger RNA of Pseudogymnoascus verrucosus, 1080 nucleotides long. RefSeq lists its product as uncharacterized. Lineage: Eukaryota; Fungi; Ascomycota; Leotiomycetes; Thelebolales; Thelebolaceae. The coding region runs from base 1 to 1080 and encodes 359 amino acids. The transcript has 5 exons. The record is from RefSeq and is a predicted model, not a curated record.